UGCGCCCUUCGGGCAUAGAUCGUGUAUAUAACGAUCUGUAUUUUACCUUGUGCAAAAUGGAUUUAGAUUUCUUCAAAAAAAUGGAAGUCUGCGAAAAUGAGUCCACAGACAGUGUGGAAAGGAAAGAGGAUCCGAAAAAGCCAGAAGUGCUCUGGCUAGCAAGUUUUCUAAAAUCGCUACAACAAAGCAUAGACUCCCCUGAAAUAUGGAGGUUUGAUAAAUCUAUCAAAGAAUUUUGCAGUUACCUGAGAAACGAAAUACCAGCAAAUAUCUCUGGAGGGUUAAAAGUUCGUUCAUUUUUUAUUAUGAAACAUGUUCAAUACUGUCUGUGCUUCUAUUCGAAUCUGUAUCAAGAUGCAGCAGAGGUAUUGGAUGAGGCGGUUUACAAUGUCAGGAUGAUGGAACUGCUUCCACUGUAUUUUGAUUUAGAAUUGGUAGCUCAUGGUGCAACUCAAAUGUCGGAUGAGGAUUCAGCUGAAAGAAUAGCAACGAUAUUGAAUAUAUAUCUCCAAAGGAAUAAAUUGCAAGCUAGUGAGAUGCUGUUACAUAUGACAACGUAUUGGUCGCCGCCGCAGUUCGAGAGAAUAAAAGACUUACUAGUUUUUUUGUUUAAGAAACUACUAAACCAUAAAGUAGAGCCAGAAAACGAUGUCGAGUACAUACAAUAUAUACUAUUAUAUAGACUUUGGAUGAUAAUAGCCAAAGAAGGCAAGGAAAUCAUGGACAUUCAAAGGCACUGUAUUUCUCAUUUAUCUUUUCCAAACAAUCUACGAAUAACCAGGUCAAUGACUCAGAUAUUUCCACCUGGAACACCUUUAAAAUCCAUACAAUCUAUGCUCAUAGUUGACAUUGACGUGUUUCCUGUGACUCAGGCCUUUUUAAAACACAUGAUAACACUGAGAAAUAAUAGUAUAUUGGGAAUUGAUUUGAAUUCGGAUCUGCUUAUACCGAUUGGAAAUGCAGAGGAAAAUGAUGUGCAGUUGGAUUCACUUGAAACUUGUUUUGAAGAAUAUGUGAAUAAUAUUGCUGAAAAUUUCAAACACUCGUCAGAGAUGCAAGAUUCCAUGAGUGAUUUGAUGAACCGCCUAUUGGCCAAUACUUCCCUGGAUGCAUUAUCAAGUGGUGUCCAAACAAUAGACAAACAAAGCAAACAGAGGCACUUGAAAUCAUCUCAAAGACGUGAAAGAGCAGAAGCGAGGAGGAGGCAAGCUGAACUUGAACAAAGACGCAUCCGAGAGCAAGCUGAACAACAACAAUUGGCCAUGCAACAGCAAAUUGCUCUAAUGUUUGAAAGAUCCCAACAACAUUCUUAUUUUUCCAUGAGCAAUCCAUUGAGUACAAUAAUCAAAUCUGAUGAAGUCAUUUGUUUAUCAGACACGGAUGAGGAUGAAGAAAAUAAACCUGUAGUUUCUAAUUUACCAACAAAUGUUGCUCCAAACAUUAAUCCUUCCUCAUUUUUUGAUAUGUCUGAAAAUAGUCCGCUGCGCCAAUUUGUAGUUGACAUUAUAAAUAAUACUACAUCGACGUUUAUCACUGAAACUAAGAAACAACUUGGAAUUUUAGCACUUUCAGAACAAUUCUUUAACAGAUGUUUAGAACCUAAUAAUAUUGUUCGAACUGAAGAUAUUGCUAAUAAACUUUUACCAAACUUUGAUAAAGUUCUGACAAGUGUAGUGCAAAAAGUUGUUGAAAAAACUACUAACAAGAAUAUAGAACAAACGCCUGUGGAGGGUGUUAGUCAAACAUCUGUUAGUAAUGAACCUGCUCCUUCUCCAAGUAAAGCAUCCACUAGUAACAAUACAAGUGUAGUACUUGACAAAAAAUGUGAUAGCAAUUCCUCAACUGAACGUGAUAAUAGUAUUUCUGUAAGUUCAAGUGACUUAAAUAAAUCACCUGCUAAAACGUGUGUUUCAUCUACUCAGGAGGCCAGUAUCAAUACUGCCGCAGAAACAUCACCAUCUGAAGUAGUUACAUCAAAAACUAAUGAAGAAUCAACAGCCAACAAAGUUGCUAAUGAUAAUAAUACAAGUUUGUCUCAGGAAGAGAUGUCCAUGAAUACUGAGAACCGUCAGGAAGACCAAACUGGUUUAAAUUCAAUGUUGACAGUUGAUACUGAGCUCCAGCAAAACAGUUAUCCUGUUGAUGAAAGUUUUGUUGCAGAUUCAUCACAAAUCACACCUGUUACUUUAGAAAGUAGCAAGCCUACAAUAACUACACCUGAAUUGAUAAACACAUGCAUGUCUAUAUUGUCCAAAGAUCAAACGAGUAAAUCUACUGCAUUAGUUACUACCACACAAGCAUCACAGCAACUGCAAUCAAGCUUGCUUUUGCCCGCUGUGACAAAUGAAGUAAUAAGUGAAUCUGCAGCUUCAAGUAAUUUACCAUUAUUACCUGAUGAAAGCGAACCAGCAGCUGAUAUUGGUAGAAGUGCUAGUGAUAAUUUCAAUGAUAGCUACAACGUCAUGAACCAAAAUGAAAACGUUCCAGAAAACAACAGUUCUACUAAUAAUGAUUCUAAUAUUAGUUUACCCCGAAUUGUUGAUUGUUAUAGUUUAAAGUCAUUAGAAAUUGAUCCUAAUGAAAGCACAACGCUUCAAGAAGAUGUCACUUUAAAUGUGUCACCGUCACCUAAAACCUACAUAGAUAAAGGCAAAGAAGCAAAAAGGAGUUGGCGGGAAAAUAAAACUCACAGCGACAAACGGAAUAAAUCACUGUCGCCUUUGAAGAAAGUAUCUUUUCCUGAUCUGGAAACUACUGAUCAUCAAUCUCAGCCUGUAGUUCGUCGCCGAAAUAGUUUUAUGACUCCUGCUCAACUAAAAUAUAUGUCUAGUGAUGCUGAAAUUAGUAGGAAUGACAGUGAUAUGGAAAUUGAUGAUACCUUUCCAACACGCGAUACGUAUUUUCAUCAUGAAGAUUCAACCGAUUCAGGUAAACAUAAAGACUCAGUUGGUAAACUAAAUACGGAAGAAAACACUAGACACAAUGACGAUAUCACACAAAAUUUAAAUUAUGAUAAUAUUUUAUCACCAAUAAGUCCUAUGCCUGAAAUUCCAGAGGUCACCAAGUCCAUUUUGAAACGUAGAACAGUAAAAAAGACUUCUCCGAAAAGCCGCGACAUGUCUUCUAUACACGUAGCUGAAAAAUCUAUUUUAAAAAGUUCUAAGAAUCAAAAAGGUAAAUCCAAUCUUUACUUACUAAAACGCAGCGAGAGUCCGAGCAGCCAGGAUGUGAAAAACAGGCACGUGCCAGUCGCAAAUGUGACACCACAAUAUAAACAAGUUCAUUUUCUAAGUGAAAUGCAUGAUAAUUCUAACAAUAGCAGGAAGAUGCAGGUUCCAAAGGAGGAGAAAUCUUCAGAUAUUCAGUUUCGUUUGACUUUUUACAAACCGGAAAAUUCUCCAAGUUCUUCUAAGAACAGGUUUGCGGCGAAACGAAGAGACAGUCAACAAUCAACAACUCCAUGUCUGCAAUCAACAUCAACAAUGAACAGAUCGGUGUCGCCGGCGCAAAGCAGUCGAAACUCAUCAACAGUUCGUAGUCCCGAUUCUUCUUCCGCUGCUAGCCGCUGCGGUUUUUACGAUGAUGAUGCGUCCGUCCAUAGCGGCAAAUCGAACGUGAGUGUGACCAAUGCCAUGAUGUCCUUCGCCAGCCGAUGCAUUUCUGGCGAGCACAUACCCAGUUCGACCCUCAAGAACAUCGUCAUGCUGGCGGUUGCUGAGGAUUCGACGCCUCCUCCGGCCCACGUGCGCAGCUACCGGCGGUCCUACGGCAGAAGAUACGGUCAGGUAAACGCCAACAGGGAAGAUAUUUACGGACGUAGGUUAUCACAACGAUCGAUGUCGUGCGAUUCGCGCUUCGAUGACGAACCGUCACAAAUUAUUCAAAGAUCUCGUAGUGCGUCCGCGACGCGCACUAAAGACGAAAAGCCGGUGAGCAAUCGCGGCAGGCCGAGCUCUCGCGGACGACCCCCCAAAACAUCACCCAUUCGUAAUUAUAAUAAUACGGUUAAGCGUAGAACACGUACACGAACCCCCGCGCCCACGUUACCAGAGAUUAACCCUAAAAUGUUUUUGUAUAUUGCUCCUUUUUGCGAUAAAGUAGGUACGCAGACGAAAGUUUCUUUUUAUGUAGACAAUCCAGAGGUCAAUUACUCUGAAUUGUACAACGUAGGUAACGCGGAAAAUCCAGUUGUUGUUUUAGAAAACAUUUGGGACAAGGUGCCUGCGGAUGCGAUAUCUAGAUUCCAAGGGUCAUCUGAAAGUUCACUAACGAAACCAAAACGACCUACACGCGCCACGACUCCUCGACGUGCCAAUUUGUCACUGAAAAGAAGAGGUAGGCGAAAAAGAACGGAAUCAGAGGCAUGGUUGACUCCUAAACCGACAUUUGAUGAUACACCAGCAGCUGUGGAGCCCAAAGUGAUAAAUUUCAACGAAGAAGAAAGAUAUGCUGCAGACUUGUCAGAAGAGGCUUUGUCUUCGCCGCCAAGGCAAAGAACGAGUCAGUUGUUGCGCAAACGGCCUGCAGAAAAGGCAACGAUAGACGCAACAGUCGUCAAUACAACCACUCAACCGUUUAAGCAGAGAACAUAUUUAACACCCAACAAAGGAACGGACGAAGAACCAUAUAUGCAGUCUGACAGCGAUGACAGUGACCUCACUAACAAAUCACUGAAAGUCGAAAAUAAAUUCUUAGGAGUGCAAGAGGAGGAAAUGCGUCGCUCGUUUGAGAACUUCUUCUCGGAGUUCAAAAGAAGAGAUUCGGAUGCGACUGCAGAUUCAGAAACUGACAAACAGACAAUGAAUUCAAAAGAUAGCAGCGAUUAUCCGAAUACGCAGGAUGAUAUGAUUAACAGAAUCACAAGGAUUGAUAGAAUUAUGGGAUCUAGGAGAUUGAGAAGACGGGCAACGAGAACCAGAAGUUUACCUCCAUCAUCUUAUAGACCGUUUGCUAAGCAUAUUGUAGGUGAUGAGGUUGAUGAUACUAGUUGUACAACAUUCGGAGAAACCUCUCAAGACGAAGACGACACAACGUCGUCUAGUGAAUCUUCGCGUGUCAGUAAUUCACCGUCAUCGGCAACUCGUUGUUCAUAUUCCGCGGACAGUUCGCCAUGUAAAGAGUCGGUGGAAGACACUAUAAAGCGGUUAGGUCCUGCGGAUAUUUUGCGAAUGGUAACUGGUAGCACUGUGCCUUCUAGAGUUAUCACGCCCUCAAUAGAAAGGGAUCUAGAAAUCGAUAUUGAGCCGGCUCGAACCAUCGUUCCAAGCGUUGAAGAAAAAUCUUAUGGCAAUUUGAGCACAUCAUCAAUACAAAAUAAUAAAAAGAGCUUGCUUGAAACAACCGAUCAUCAAGAUGCAAAACAAAGUUUACCAGACACUCCUAUUUGUAACAAAUCAGAUGAUACAAAACAAAAUUUACCAAACACUAUUGAUAUUUGUAAUAAACCAGUAGCAGCCAUUAAUGCGCAAAAGGAAAUCACACCCGUCCAGUCUGAUGAUGAUCCUGAAAGGUUGAUUAUUGACGAAUCGGUGCGUGAAAAGAGGGCUAUACGGUUGACUAAAAAAGGAGCUAGUUAUAAAAAAUCUAUCAGGGGCAGGAAAGCGACAGUUGCCAGUGCAAAUGAUAAAAAAAUUAAUAUUGAAAACAAAGUAGUGUCAACAGUUCUCGCAUGUGACUCGCAAAUAGAAACAAAGACAAAUGAAACGGAAGAACCACCAAAUAAAAUUUUAAGUGAAAAUGUUUUUGCAAAAACACCAGAGGUUGAAGAAAAACUUGCGGAUAAAAAAAUUGAACCGUUGGAUGACAAAUUAGUUAAUACUGUGAAGAAAGAGGAAUUGAAAGAAGAAUUAAAAGAAACGCCGAUGCAAAUCGACUUAGUCAAGGAACCUGAAAACAAGGUUGAUACAGGUAAAAUUUCGGAUAACACAAUGCAAAAAGCUGAACCGAUUGAACCAACAUCACAAUCAUCGUCAGAAAUUAGAGAUGAGAAACCUAAUAAGGAGAAAGAUCUGGAGAGUGGAGAUGAAAAACUCAAUAAGGAGAAAGUUCUGGAGAGUGGAAAUGAAAAACUCAAUAAGGAGAAAGUUCUGGAGAGUGGAAAUGAAAAACUCAAUAAGGAGAAAGCUCCAGAGAUCAGAGAUGAAAAAACUGAUAAGCAGAAAGCUCCAGAGAUUGGAGAUGAAAUAUCUGAUAAGCAGAAAGCUCCAGAGACUGGAGAUGAAAAACCUAAUAAGCAGAAAGCUCCAAAGACUGGAGAUGAAAAAAUUAAUAAGCAGAACGCUCCAGAGAGUGGAGAUGAAAAACCUAAUAAGCAGAAAGCUCCAGAGAGCGCAAAUGAAAAAACUAAUAACAAGAAAGCUCUAGAAAGUGGAGUUGAAAAGCAGAAGGCGCCAGAAAGUACAGAUAAAAAGCCUGAUAAGGUGAAAAGCUCAUCAUCAUCAGAUGAUGAUGCCAAAACCUCAUCAGACAAUGAUUCUAAAUCAAUGAAACGACAAAUUGCUGAUUUGCAAUCAGCAGCUCUGAUUCUAGAUCAUUGGCGUGCAGGUGAUAAAAUUGCUGAGCGCAAAUUGAACAAUUCUAGAUCAGUCGCUAGUAUUGUAGAAACUGCACCACCUGUUAUUGCCAAAAAGUCGACAGUCGUCGAUUUACCGGUGGAAAAAAUAUUUUACACGGCUUCUAGAAAGGAUUAUAGCAAGGCAGACGCAGAGAGAGAUCUGUUCAAAAUUGUGCAGAAAGAUGAACCAAAAAAUAAAACCAAUGAAGAUCUUUUUGAUGUUUCGAAAACUGCAAAAGCUCCUGAGGCAGGCAAUCGUAAAUCCGAUGUCGUAGCUGAAAAAGAAAAAGUUUUGUGUGAGAAUCAACCACAAAAGGAUGAAGAUUUGGAUAAAUCUGGUAAAGAAGCGAUGCAGGUCAAGGAAUUGCCAAUUAAUGAUACACAAAGUCAUGACACAAGUGUAACUUCAGAUACGGAUACUCCGAAUUUAUACCAAGUGUCAACUUUUCUUGAUAUUACCAGCACACCCAAUAAAGCAGCCGAUGAACCUUCUCAAAAUGUUACAAAUGAUCAACCACAACUUGCAGCAGCUAAGAAAAUUGAUUUCCAAGAUAAUAAGAUUGCAGAAACAACAAAAGUUGAUGUAUUUGACGUGAAGAAGAAAAGUAACAUGAAAGGAAAGGAUAGUAGUUUGAAAAAUAAAGAAAAGCCUAAUAAAAUUUUGUAUGUGGUACGAGGAAAUGCGGUGCAAAAUACGAACAUAACACCCACUAAAACUAAAAUGACGACAUUAAAGACGUUCCUUCAAUUGACAAUGCUACACAAAUUAAUUACAAGGUCAAAUGUGGUGGAGGAAAAGUUGGAUCAACCACCAGGUAAUAAAACUGAGUUGCCCAAAGAAAUAUCAAAUUCCAUUGAAGAACCAAAAGAUUCUAAAAACGAUCAGACAGAUAGUAUGGUAAGCGAUAUUUCAGAUACUAUUUCUAGUACUAUUAUAAUUCCUGAUAAAAUAAUUGAAUGCGACAUGGAAACAAUUCAGGUUGUUGGAGCUGUCGAAGAAGUUCACACGGAUGGAUCAGAGGACAAAACCGAAGAAGUCGGAGAAAUGGUUAGUGAAAUCAAACCAGAAGUUAUUAGUAAAAGUAGAAAACGCAAGGAAGUUGCAAAGAAGGAUAAAAAAUCUGCAAGGAAGAAGGAAUCGAAAUCUAGUAAGAACAUAAAAUCUUUGGAGGUAAUCGAUGAUAAAAAAGCACCUGCGGUUGAGGAUAAACCUAAACGCGAUAGAAGUAAAUCCAAAGCCACGCAAGAUAAAGUUUCUGAAAUUGUUUCUGAAACUACGCCUACAACUGAAACAAAGCAAGAGAGUAGUGAAAAUUUGAAAAAAUCAUCACGUUCAGCAUCUCGGGAUCCAAAAAAUGCACAAGUUGAUGGUGAUAGCUCUUUGAAGAAGACUAAAGUUAAACAAAUGCCCGGUUUGAUGCCCAUUGGAGCAGCAAAUCCUAUUAAUGAUUCAAAGUUUAAGACGAAAACAAAAGAAUUGUUGAUGAAUUCUGAAACAGAUGUCUCAAAAAUUGACAGGCACCUCAAAAAAUCUAGUAAUUUGUUACAAACUAAAGCUGAUAAAGUUAAUGAAACACCAAAAAGUGAUGUACAAACUGCUAAGGAUUUGGAAAAUUUAUUAGCAGAUGACUCAAAAGUUGAUAAGAAAACUAAUACAAAACGCAGUAGAUCAGAAUCUGUGAAGUCUAAGGAAUCUCUAAAAACUCAAACAAACGCUGCUGUCAAGCAUCAAACAGAUGAUAAAAUCAAGGAUCAAGUCAAACCAGCUAAUUUUGGAGUUAGAAAAAAUAGUUAUGGAGAGUUGGGUGCUGGUAUUAAAACGCCUGGUCAACUCAAAUAUAUUCCACCACUUGCUGCAGAUGCAAAUGCCGAAGACAAACUGUGGCAUAAAACAGGAGAUAUUUCAGGAAACAAUAAUAUUGGGUAUAAAAAAAUGGAGAAUUUUAAAAUCCCUAAAAGAAAAGCCAGUGUGGUAGUCGUUGACGAGGAGCUGAAUUUGACGCAGGACAACAAGGUUUCUGAGAGCGAAAAUCAAAUUGUUUUGGUUAAAGAAAAAAAGCAAACCAAAAAAAGUGUAGCGUCUAAAGUUGUAAUGGAGGAACCAAAAGAUUUAAGUGAGACAUACGUUGUCAGUUCUACGACCAUCGAUAAUGACAAUAUUGUUUUGAGGUCGCGAAAUGUAGCCACACGUAGUACACCAAAAGUGUUUUUGGUCGAGGAAUAUGCAGCGAAAGCAGCGGCUAUUCCUGUUUUGCCAAAAUUAUCACGCCGGAAAAAUCUUACAGUUGGGGUUGAUAGGUUAUCGGAAGAUAUUGUGCAACAAAAACUCAAUAAGGUUGUUCCAAAAGUAUCGAAACGUAAAAAUAAUUCAAAGCCUGCAGCAGUACCGGAAAAGAAACCGAAGGCUUCGGCUAAGAAGACUAAAGUAGUUGAUGUUAAAGUUAAAGAGCCGGUUGUUAAAAAGCGUUCGCCGCCUAAAAAAAAGUCACCUGCCGCCAAAGGCACUACCAACAAAAGACGUUUAGGCAUGGCAGUUGUCAUCAAUAAUACUGCCAAAAAGCGAAAAACCGACACAGAUAUCUUACUAGACCAGAUACCAGUUUGUGGGGACACUCCAAAACGCAGGAGCAACCGCCGCAAAUCGGUUUUGUUCGAAAAAUCACCAAACUCUGAUCUGGUGAACCCCGAAGAAUCAAACGAAGAAGUUGCAGAUUUACCAAUACCACCAGGAGCUGCUAGGGAGCUGAUGUACCCAUCAGACGACAGUUUGGGAUCAGAAUAUUUUAAAAAUGAAUAUAAUGUAGAUGAGUGCGAAGACUUCAGGGACGACUCGUCUCCUGAACCUCUGAUUGUAGAAAUCGAGGAAGUGCAGGUUAGUUCUAGCGUUGAUAAUCUCACUCUCGAUAAACCACCGGAGUUUAGUGCUGAUGAAUUGAAACAGCAUUUUUUCUCAUGA
This is a messenger RNA of Ctenocephalides felis (cat flea), 9509 nucleotides long. RefSeq lists its product as uncharacterized. Lineage: Eukaryota; Metazoa; Arthropoda; Insecta; Siphonaptera; Pulicidae. The transcript has 8 exons. The coding region runs from base 57 to 9509 and encodes 3150 amino acids. The record is from RefSeq and is a predicted model, not a curated record.